AUGAGCAAGAAAUUCGUCGACAGACUGCGCAUUUUCGUGUCUGCUGGUAGUGGUGCUGCCGGAAACCCAGCUAUCCGUGGUAAAGGCGGUGAUGGUGGUAGCGUUUAUCUAGAAGUGAAAGAAGGCUACUCCCUGGGCCGAUUGGUGCAGGAUAAUCCAAGUAAACGCUUCAAGGUUUGUGAUUUUGUUUUUACUUGUGUUAUUUCUUCUUCUCAACUUGCUUUUGUUUUCCUAGAGUGUCGAGAAAUAUACUUGCACAGUGUACAGUUGAUUUCGGAGCAUGCUUUCUCCUAA
Echinostoma caproni is the source of this 294-nucleotide messenger RNA. The record is from the annotation of a GenBank genome assembly. Lineage: Eukaryota; Metazoa; Platyhelminthes; Trematoda; Plagiorchiida; Echinostomatidae.